ACACACCAACCAUCAAACUCUGGUCAAUAUAGUAAAUAACAAAUUCGAAAUUAUUAAAAAUUUAUUAUUAAUAAUAAAAUUUUUAAUACAAUUUGAAUAUUAUUUUAUAACGAGCUAAUACAAAAUGACGGAUUUAGAAGCAGAGAGUUUGUACCACGAAAAGUUUCCAGAUGUGGGUAGAAUUAUAAAAAGUCAUUCAAAGAGUUGUUGCUCAACAAACACAAUUAAGAAAUUCUUGCCCAUUGUGACAUGGUUGCCCAAAUAUAAUCCCAAAUUUCUUGUAUCGGAUUUUGUGGCUGGCUUAACUGUGGGCCUCACAGCCAUACCGCAGGCCAUAGCGUAUGCCAUUGUAGCCGGUUUACCAACACAAUAUGGUUUAUAUUCAGCAUUUAUGGGAUGUUUUGUUUAUAUUAUAUUUGGUACUUGCAAAGACAUAACUGUGGGUCCCACUGCCAUUAUGUCUUUGAUGAUACAAACUCAUAUAGCGGGUAAUCCAGAUUAUGCGGUAUUAUGUUGUUUUCUAUCGGGCUGCAUUAUCUUUCUAUUGGGUGUUUUGAAUUUGGGAGUGUUGGUGAGAUUUAUAUCAGUACCGGUGACAACUGGAUUUACUUUGGCUGCAGCUGUCACCAUAGCAAGUGGUCAAAUUAAUAAUUUAUUUGGCAUAAAAAGUCCCUCAAAUGAGUUUUUGGAUUCGUGGAUAAAUUUCUUUGGCCAUAUAACUGAGACCAAAAGAAAUGAUGCUAUUUUGGGUGUGUGUACUUUAGUGGUGUUGCUAUUAAUGAGAAAAGUUAAAGAUCUACCCUGUAGUUAUAAAACUCUAACGAAAUAUAUUUCCUUGUCCCGUAAUGCUAUUGCAGUUGUAGUGGGUAUAUUAAUUUGCUAUUUAUUGAGUCACGAUGAUUGGUUGCCAUUCAGAGUUAGUGGCAAAAUUACUCCGGGUAUACCACCGUUUAGGCCACCACCCUUCUCAACUCCAAACAACGGCACCACCGAUAGUUUUGGUGAAAUGGUAUCAAAUUUGGGUGCAUCAUUGGCCACCAUACCAUUGAUUUCUAUAUUAGAGACAGUAGCCAUAGCAAAGGCAUUUUCCAAAGGCAAAAUAGUUGAUGCUUCACAAGAAAUGGUAGCUGUAGGACUUUGUAAUGUUUUUGGUAGUUUUGUUUCCUCAAUGCCUAUUACCGGCUCAUUUACUCGUUCGGCCAUUAAUAAUUCUAGUGGUGUAAAGACCACUUUGGGUGGAGCCGUAACUGGUAUAUUGGUUUUAUUAACUUUGGCCUUUUUAACAUCAACAUUUUACUAUAUACCCAAGGCUACUCUAUCGGCCAUAAUUAUAUCAGCCAUGAUAUUUAUGGUGGAAUAUGAUCGUAUUGGAGAAAUUUGGAAAUCGAAAAAAAUGGAUUUGUUUCCUUUCCUGGUCACAGUAAUAGCUUGUCUAUUUUUGGGUUUAGAAUUUGGCAUGGUUGGUGGAAUUCUGGCUAAUAUGCUUUUUAUUUUAUACAGCAGUGCCCGACCAAAAAUUUUCAUACACAAAGAAAAACUACAAUCCAUACAAGUGGGCAUAGUAAAUGUAAAGGAAAAUCUUUGUUAUUCAUCUGCGGAAUAUUUGAAAUCGAAAAUUGUUAAAUUUGUGAACACCAACGAAGACAUCAGAUUGGUGGUGCUCAAUGGUGAAGAAAUAACAAAUAUUGAUUCUACCGUGGCAUUGAACAUUUUGUCAUUAAAAGAGGAUUUACUUGUCUACUCUUGUGAGCUGAUAUGCUGGAAUUGGAAUAUGGAUGCAGCCGGUGUCAUUUGCAGAUUACAUCCCAAGGAAAAAACAAUGUUUAAGUUUAGCAAGUCUAUCGCAGAAAUUGUAGAGGAAGCUAAACCCAGACUUAGUUGCCAAAACAAUUCAAACGAUAAUCACGAUGUUUAAAGCAACUAUAAAAGUACAAAAAACAGUUCCUUAUAAAUAAUAAGAUGUGCGACAUUUAAUAAAUGUGUUUUAUAUAAUUUUCUAUGCCUUUAAAUAUGGGCAAAUAAUUUUAAUUUAAG
Molecule: messenger RNA, 2034 nt
Organism: Calliphora vicina (urban bluebottle blowfly)
Lineage: Eukaryota; Metazoa; Arthropoda; Insecta; Diptera; Calliphoridae
Product: sodium-independent sulfate anion transporter
Exons: 8
Coding region: 125-1915 (596 amino acids)
Biological process (GO): transmembrane transport
Cellular component (GO): plasma membrane
Molecular function (GO): sulfate transmembrane transporter activity
Source: RefSeq, a predicted model, not a curated record